AUGUGGCGUUUUAAUAAAGAAAAAAAUGAAACUGAAGAUUUAUUGCUAGCCGCAAGUUGUUUUUUUUUGCCCUCAUCAUCAUCCCAGGUUGCUAAACGAAAACCCAAACGUUUUUGGAUUAGACCAAGCCUAAAAAUGCGAGAAAGUUGUUCGAUAGACAAAUUGUUAGUUCAGCUGCGCGCAGAUGAUAUUGGACUAAGUGGUGAAAUUCGAUCAAGCUUCAAAAAUUUUUUAAGAAUGUCCACCGAAGAUUUUGAGAAUCUAAUAUGCCUUGUUGGUCCUGCAGUUGCAAAAAGACAUACUAACUUUAGAAAUGCUAUAAGUGUAACAGAACGUUUAGCAAUCACUUUAAGAUUUUUAGCAACAGGUGAUUCCUACCAUAACCAAACCAUUUUGAACUGAAAAGUUUCCCAGCCCCAGAUUUUUUAAGUUUUUUGUAGUUUCGUCUUUCUCUAGCAUACUGGUUGUUAACAUUCUUUAUUUUUUUUUUCAACAUCAU
Messenger RNA from Diabrotica balteata, 499 nucleotides. NCBI's taxonomy places the organism in Eukaryota, Metazoa, Arthropoda, Insecta, Coleoptera, Chrysomelidae. The record is from the annotation of a GenBank genome assembly.